This is a messenger RNA of Drosophila obscura, 1593 nucleotides long. It is a transcript of the gene Mtpbeta, whose product is annotated as trifunctional enzyme subunit beta, mitochondrial. Gene Ontology annotation, molecular function: acyltransferase activity, transferring groups other than amino-acyl groups. The transcript has 4 exons. Bases 74 to 1489 code for a protein of 471 amino acids. Gene Ontology annotation, biological process: fatty acid beta-oxidation. The record is from RefSeq and is a predicted model, not a curated record. NCBI's taxonomy places the organism in Eukaryota, Metazoa, Arthropoda, Insecta, Diptera, Drosophilidae.
UAUAUUUUAUAGAUAAAUCCGCGGUCACACUGAGCUGCACUUGAACGCAAAAUAAACCGAAAAUUAUUAUAAAAUGAGUCAAAAUAUCUGCAUAUUGGGCCGCAAAAGCAAUGGCCUCAACAUCUUGAACAUAUCCAGAAAAGUUCAAUGCAGGGCAUUAUCCGCCGCAGUGGCGGCCCCUCAAACCAAGCAAAGGAACAAUCAAAAUAUUGUGCUGGUUGAUGGUGUCCGUACACCUUUUUUGACGUCCGGAACCUCCUACUCGAAACUUAUGCCGCACGAAUUGGCCCGACACUCUCUUCUAUCGCUGUUGCAAAAGAAUCGACUUGACAAAGAGCUCAUCGACUAUAUAGUCUAUGGCAGCGUCAUCCAAGAAGUAAAGACCUCCAACAUCGCACGCGAGGCAGCACUCGCCGCUGGGUUCAGCGACAAAACACCCGCGCACACGGUCACCAUGGCUUGCAUCAGCUCUAAUGCGGCAAUAACGACCGGCAUGGGCUUGAUUGCGACCAACACAUACGAUGUUAUUGUGGCUGGUGGCGUUGAGUUUAUGUCUGAUGUCCCCAUUCGUCAUUCGCGCAAGAUGCGCGGUCUUAUGCUAAAGGCGAAUAAGGCAAAGACUCUUGGCCAGCGUCUAGCGCUGCUGUCGACAUUCAGACCUGGCUUUUUGGCCCCCGAAUUGCCAGCGGUGGCCGAGUUUUCUUCUGGCGAGACAAUGGGACAUUCGGCGGAUCGUCUGGCAUCCGCAUUUAAUGUUUCCCGCGGCGAACAGGAUGAGUACGCUCUGAGAUCCCACACGUUGGCAAAGCAAGCCCAAGAGAAAGGUUACUUCACGGAUCUGGUUCCGUUCAAGGUGCAAGGCGUAGAUCAGGUGGUGGACAAGGACAAUGGCAUUCGUGUGUCCACUCCCGAAAGUUUGGCUAAAUUGAAGCCAGCUUUUGUGAAACCCUACGGAACCGUUACCGCCGCCAAUGCAUCAUUCCUGACCGAUGGUGCCUCUGCUUGUCUGAUCAUGACUGAAGAGAAAGCCAAACAGCUCGGCCUUAAACCAAAGGCUUUCCUCCGCGAUUUUCUGUACGUGUCGCAAGAUCCCGUCGACCAACUGCUGCUGGGUCCCGCCUACGGCAUUCCGAAACUUUUGAAGAAAGCCGGUGUCACUUUGAAAGACAUUGACUCGUGGGAGAUCCAUGAAGCUUUUGCCGGUCAAAUUGUAGCCAAUCUCAAGGCCUUGGACUCGGAUUGGUUCUGCAAAACGUAUCUGGGCCUGAGCGAAAAGGUUGGCUCACCAGACCUGUCCAAAUGGAACAACUGGGGCGGAUCCCUGUCCAUUGGCCAUCCCUUUGCCGCAACUGGAGUCCGUCUGUGUAUGCACACUGCCAACCGGCUGGUUCGCGAAGAUGGCAAACUUGGUGUGGUUGCAGCUUGUGCAGCCGGCGGCCAGGGCGUGGCCAUGCUUAUCGAGCGCUAUCCUGGCGCAACAGCGGACUGAAAUCGAAACGAAAUCAAUAAAUGAAAGUGCAGUUUGACUGCAGUUUGAUGCCUUAGCUUUUAUACACUUUAAACUAUGUCUAUGAGUAAAGAAGUUUGAAAUUA